AUGGCACCAAAGCUUUUCUCGAAAAUUUUCAAGCGCAAAAAAGAACCACCCCCCAAGUUCAACUUGAAAGAAUGGUCUCCACUUGCAAUAGGAAUUUCAGAUUCCACCUGUGAGAUCAACGGCGACAUAUUCAAUAGAUGGAAGCUUCCAAUCCCGUCACCAGAGCAGCGCGUAUGCAAGAUUGGCGCUCGAGAGCGCAACUCGCAAAAACAGAGCAUCUUCUUUGGGUUACCUGUUGAGAUAAGGAGGCUUAUAUACAUUGAGCUUAUGGGUAAUCGACGAGUACACACUCGACACGUAUGGAAGAAGCCAUCGCCAUUUAGGCCGCAGCCAAUACAAGGCGGAGCCCGUUGGGAUUGGUGGCAUUGUGUCUGUAACAAAUCAAACAGCUUCCCUGAGGACCCUGAUUUUGACCACUGUCGGAACUGGGAAUAUGAGGUGGAUCUAAACGUGAGAAAUCCGAAAAUUAACGGCGUGGAGUGGCUUGGGAGCUGUCAAAUCGGUUAUGAAGAAGCAUUAGAGAUUCUCUACAAGACAAAUGUCUUUGUGAUGGACAGGGCCCUGGACACGCCUUUCCUGAUGUCGAGACUAAUGUCGCCACGUUGUGCCUCUUAUAUAACAUUGAUGGAUAUCUCUUUCCCUGUUGGUGUUGGUGGCCCUGGGUACAAUGAAAAUGAUUGGAAGUCGACAUAUACCGCAUUUUUCGAUUUGUUUGGGGAGACUUUCCACGGUGUGCAUCGCCUACGCUUGCAACUUCAAAUGCCGCCGUGGGAGGCUUUCAGCGAGGAUUUCAAGGAGCAAUGGAUGGACAUACUUCUCGGGCCAUUUGAUAGACUUUCAAAAGGUCGAGAGUGGACUCAACUGCAGCUUUGCGUUCCAUACAACUGGCACGAACACUUCGAGAAAUUCAAAGAAUCAAUGCCAUGUCAAGCCAAGUGGGAGCUCUCUGAGACUAUGUGGUCUCAGCAAUGGGAUAUUCAUUGUGUUGGAAUGAGUUAA
Aspergillus glaucus CBS 516.65 is the source of this 999-nucleotide messenger RNA. RefSeq lists its product as uncharacterized. The coding region runs from base 1 to 999 and encodes 332 amino acids. The transcript is spliced from 2 exons. Lineage: Eukaryota; Fungi; Ascomycota; Eurotiomycetes; Eurotiales; Aspergillaceae. The record is from RefSeq and is a predicted model, not a curated record.